Molecule: messenger RNA, 3367 nt
Organism: Gossypium raimondii (Peruvian cotton)
Lineage: Eukaryota; Viridiplantae; Streptophyta; Magnoliopsida; Malvales; Malvaceae
Product: putative E3 ubiquitin-protein ligase LIN
Exons: 7
Coding region: 177-2978 (933 amino acids)
Source: RefSeq, a predicted model, not a curated record
CAAAGACUUACAGUCCUAGUUUCCUUUUGUUUUGCCUACAACCCCAUUUUUUGAACUCUCUUUCCUUCCAUAGCUGUCGUUUCGUUAUCUUCUAGUUUUUUGUGGGUUUCUCGGAGGAAUGUCAGUGAAGCUUUAUAGACUCUUCUCCAUUCCUCUUUCCUUCUUCAACCCCAAUAAUGGCUUCUUCUUUACAUCAAUUGCUCAAGGAAGAAGGGUUCGAAAAAGGCAAGUUAUUGAAGAACCAACCAGAUGACUCCACUGCAUUACCUAUUUACAUCUGCCGUGGCCGAAAAAGCUCGGAGAUAACCGAGCACAAGGAUGAAAAAACUGUUAUCCGAAAUGGGUCCUCAUUGUUUUCAUCAUUUAAACCAAAAUCAGAUGAGCCUGUAAUCGAUGAAGCCGCCAUUAAAGCUGUUAUAUCUAUACUCGGUGGAUACACUGGUAGGUACCUUAAAGAUGAGAGUUACCGUGCAAUGGUGAAAGAUAAGUGCACCUCUUGCUUAUUAUCGCGGCGAAAAGCUGGUUCGGAUGGUGGGAUUUUUAUGAACAUGGAACUUGGUAUUGAGAGCAUUGACAAGUUAGUGGAAGAUCGAGGGAACAAAAAGGAAUUGAGGAUGAAAUUGUUAAGGAAUUCGAUUCGGCUUUUGAGUAUUGUUGCUUCAUUGAAUUGUGAAAAAUCGAGGAAUGGUUCAACUUGUGGAGUACCCCAUUCUCAUCUUUCAGCGUGUGCUCAGCUAUACUUAUCUAUAGUUUACAAGCUGGAGAAGAAUCAUAGGUUAUCAGCUAGGCAUUUGCUUCAAGUUUUUUGUGAUUCGGCUUUUCUAGCCAGAACCCAUUUGCUUCCUGAUUUAUGGGACCAUUUUUUCCUUCCCCAUUUGCUUCAUCUUAAGGUUUGGUACCACAAAGAACUUGAACAUCUCUCCAACUUGGGCAAUGCUUUGAAAGAGACCAAAAUGAAAGCUUUAAGUAAGCUCUAUAAUGACCAAAUGGAUAUGGGAACAGCUAUGUUCGCUAUGUACUACAAAGAGUGGCUUAAAAUUGGGGCUAAAGUCCCACCAGUUCCUACAGUACCUUUGCCAUCAAGUUCCAGUUAUGGAUCAUCAAGAAGGAGAUCAUCUGAGUCUCAUGCUUCAGUUUCUUCUAUUAAUAGAAACUUGUAUCAGACUGUGUUUGGUGCCGCAACCGAGUGGCAAUCCAUGGAGCUUAAUCACCGAAUCAGGACAUCGAUCGAUAUAUGUCGCCUCGAGGCAGAAGAAAAUGAGUUCAAAUAUGAAAACUACAACCAGAACAAGAAGAAGACACAUAGGAGGUCAUCAUCAAGCCAUAUUUAUAGCACUCCGAGAACUGAAUUAUUGCCCGAGACAAAAAAAUCAGGCCAUUUCCGGUUUUUUAGCUGCCAAAGUAGGCCAAAAGGAUGCUUGGUAAACGGGAAAAUUAAUGUCAGAAAUAAUUCAAUGAGAAACUUGGAACAUCUUGAUCUUCCUUUGAGUGAUUUAAGUAAAGCCAUAGCUACUAUUUGCUCCUCAGAUGUUCUAAGUGACUGUGAAAUCGCAAUCCGGGUAAUGACCAAAGCAUGGUUGGACUCACAUGGUGAUUCUACCAUUGAAGCUGCUUUAACAAAGGCGCCUAUUAUUGAAGGAGUCCUUGAGGUUUUGUUUGCUUCCAACGACGAUGAAGUUAUGGAAUUAGCAAUAUUGAUUUUAGCAGAAUUUAUAACUAGGAGUAAAGUGAAUAGGCAGAUAAUACUCAACUCAGAUCCACAGCUUGAGAUCUUCUUGAAACUGUUGAAAAAUAGUAGUCUAUUUUUAAAAGCUGCAGUGCUGCUUUACUUGUUGAGGCCAAAGGCAAAGCAAAUGAUAUCAACUGAGUGGAUACCCCUAAGUCUUAGAGUUUUAGAAUUUGGAGAGCACUUGCAGACUCUUUAUACAAUAAGAUGUAGUCCUCAAGUGGCAGCAUUAUACUUCCUAGACCAACUUUUAACUGGUUUUAAUGAAGAUAGAAACUUAGAGAAUGCUUGCCAAGUGGUUUCUCUUGGGGGAUUGAACCUUCUGAUGAGAAAUGUGGAGUUCGGUGGUGUUCUCGAGCGGAAUAAGGCUGCCUUGAUCAUAUCCUGCUGCAUUCGAGCUGAUGGAAGUUGUCGACACUAUGUAGCUGAUAAAUUGAACAAGGCAGCUCUGAUUGAACUUAUGGUUGGGAACUGUAAGGAUUCUAAUGGAUCUGUUAUUGCUUUACUAACUGAGCUACUCUGCCUAAACAGAAGAACACAGAUGAUGAAAUUCUUAAAUGAACUGUUGAGAGGAUGGGGAGGCUUGAAUACCAUGCACAUCUUAUUAGCAUGCUUGCACAAAGCUCUACCAGAAGAACGCCCCCUGGUUGCGGCCCUCUUGUUACAGCUUGAUCUUCUGGGAGAUCCUUUUAGAUGCAGUGUCUACAGAGAAGAAGCAGUUGAGGUAAUUAUAGAAACUUUAGAUUGUGAAAAAUGUAAUGAUAAGAUUCAACAACAAUCCGCCAAAGCUCUUACGAUGUUGGGAGGUCGGUUUUCUUACAUGGGAGAGGCAACAACUGAAAGUUGGCUUUUGAAACAAGCAGGCUUUCAUGAAAACUUGGAGGAUUCAUUUCAAAAGAAGGAAAUAGGUGAUAAUUUCUUGGAUGAAGGGGAGGAAGAAAUAGAAAAUUGGCAAAAGAAAGCAGCAAUUGCAUUGCUAAAUAGUGGUAACAAGAGAUUCUUGGCUGCUCUUUCAAAUUCCAUGGCAAAGGACAUUCCUAGUUUAGCACGAGCGAGCCUGGUAACCAUUGCCUGGAUGAGCUGUUUUUUGCAUUUGGCUGGAGAUAAAGAUUUCCAGGCCAUGGCAAGCUCAAUACUCACGCCCCGGUUACUAGAAUCCUUGAAUUCCAAUCGAGUACUUGAAGAAAGGGUGCUUGCUACUUUCUCAUUGCAGCAAAUCAGAAAAAGCUCAGAUCAAUAUGUUCAUCUUUGAUAGAAUACAUAGCCUGAUGAGCUUAUUCAACCGACUCACAAGCACUGCAAGGCACCGGUAGCCAGAGCUUGAGGCCUGGACGGUCUGGCUUGUUAAAGAAAUGCAAGAAAUCAUCCAAGUAUUGGAUUUCAAAAAAGUGAUUAUCCAAUCACCCUGGCCUAAUUCAUUAGAGAGGAUGAUAGAUAAGUUGCUACUUCUUCCAAAUUCUUCACAUCUUUUGAGAGUGUAGGUAAAUAUAAAUGUAUAUAUACACAUGAUUUCCCCAAAUAAAGAAUGGGAUGAAAAAUCUGUUUUCUUCCUGGAAAACAUGAUGAUGACCAAUAACAUACAGAUUUAAAAUGACAAGAACAACUUAAAACUACUAUAACAUGCAAGAGCUUGAUGGCUAA